Messenger RNA from Penicillium subrubescens, 1602 nucleotides. Its product is annotated as Oxoglutarate/iron-dependent dioxygenase. The annotation marks the transcript as partial. NCBI's taxonomy places the organism in Eukaryota, Fungi, Ascomycota, Eurotiomycetes, Eurotiales, Aspergillaceae. The transcript is spliced from 4 exons. The record is from RefSeq and is a predicted model, not a curated record.
AGCACGAUGGAUGUGCAAAGCUCCACCAGCGCAUCCCAGCCAACCAUCUCGACUUUAUCAAGAACUGCAUUCACGGCAGUCUGCCGUCAACUUGAGGAAUUUAUCCGGAGCGAAAAGACUUCUGCUUCAUUCGCCUGCGGGGGCACCAUCCCAGUUAAAAAGACUGUCGGCGAUGCUGAAGAUGCUGGAACGGUCAAAUCAUCCGGGCCUAUCAACGUCUUCUGGAAACUGAAAUCGGAAGCUCAGAAGCUCACCCUCCCUCUUGGCAGCUCUGUUGACGCCGAGGAUGGUUCCGACACUAGACUUCGUCAACUGGUCGCCGACUGUGAGCCAGCUGGAUUUGGCAGAGGUCAGGAGACUGUUAUGGAUUCAAAGUAUCGCAAAGCCAGAAAGCUUGAAACUUCUCGAUUUGCGACCAGCUUUCACCCGGCCGACUUUGGCAUCAUCGAGCGCGUUGAACAGGUCUUGCUUCCUACCCUAGAUAAGCUCGACGAGGGUAUCCUGCAAAUUCGUCGGAUGCAUAUCGAGCUCUACAAGCUGAAUGUCUACUCGGGUCCUUCCGGUCUCUUCAAGAGCCAUGUUGAUACUCCACGCUCGAAGAACCAGAUCGGAUCUCUCGUCGUGUGCCUGCCAUCCCCAUUCAAGGGCGGAAACUUGAUCGUACGACAUGAAGGUCGAGAAGUCGACUUUGACUGGGAACACCAAAGUGCAGAUACAAUCCAGUGGGCUGCCUUCUACAGCGACUGUGACCAUGAGAUCAAGACCAUCACCGAUGGUGACCGGAUCACUUUGACCUACAAUCUGUACGCUGUCACCGAGCUACUCGAUAGGGCAAACCAGAUCAGUGCAAUCAUCGACCCGAAAUCGUUCCCUUUAUACGGGUUCUUGAAGGAUCUUUUGAUGAUGCCAGGAUUCAUGAAAACAGGCGGAGUCCUCGGGGCAUUUUGCUCUCAUGCAUAUCCUCAUGCAUCGGAAGAUGCAUCCGCCUUGCUUCCCCGUGGUCUCAAGGGUGCAGACUUGGUGCUGUAUUCUGUGUUGCACUCCUUGGGGAUCGAAGUCGACGUGUUGCCCGUCAUGAUUGGCCAUGGCUAUCUUGAUAUCGAGGACGAUUGGUGGGAUUCCGACGAGUACACUGAGACCGAUCCCUACCCUGAUCCUUACCCUAACCCCUCCGGCCACUCCGACAAUGAUAACGGGAAUCGCUAUGACGACGACGCCAGAGUUGACUACAGCAGCUUCAGCAAAGAUGACCAGAAAGUCCGGAAAGUCCAGAAAGUGAAGGUCAAUAGCCCCUAUGCGUAUGUUGAUCCAGGUAAAAAGGUGCACGUAGGGAAAAGUCUCAACCCCUAUGUGGCCGCGGAUACUUAUGAAGACCAACCAUUUGCCAAGAUCUUGAAAGAGCAUUGGUCAACGCGAGAGUACGAGAAGCCCAUUACUUGGGUUACAACCCCACUGCUCGAGAACAUCAAGCAUGCGAUGGCUUAUCUGGCUUACGGGAACGAAGCUUCCCAGGCCAGAACCUACUCGUAUGCUGCAAUUCUUGCGGUCAUUCCUGCGUGGAAUGAGCGUCAGCAAUUGCUCGAAAGGGUCCAGAAUGAAUGA